AUGACUAUUACUAUUGGACAGAUCGAUGAAAAUUUUGGAUUCAAAGAAAAAUGUCAGGUUCCCGAAGCAGCAGUGACAUUUCUGCUAGAAAACAUAAGCCAAGCCCUGCAACACUACUACCAUUUGAUCGGCGAUGCGAGGGGAAAUGUUGCGGAGCUUCAACAACAACUGGAGGAGUUAAAAAGCGUGAUGAACGAUUUCUCGAGGUAUAAUCACGACAGUGAAAUCGUGGAAGGCGUCGUGAAGGAUAUCAAGGCCGUAAUCUUUGAAGCUGAGGAUGCAGUGGACACUUUCUUGCUUUAUGCCGGCGCGCAGAAAGCGAGGAGUUGGUUGGAAAGAGCUUAUCAUCAGAUCACUGAUUAUCCAAAGAAACUUUUGGAAGUUGGGGAAAAAAUGAGAAGGGUCAGUGAGAAGAUUAAGGUUAUUAAUCAGGAUGGAGUUAACAGAGGUAUUCAGCUUUUACAGCAUCAAGCUGCAAUCAAACUUAUUCAAGAUGAUGAUAAAACCGCCUUUAAAGAGGCGCCAAAAGUUGAAGAGCAACAUGUGAUUGGGUUUGAUGGAGCAGCUGAAACAGUGCAAAAACUCCUCACUGAAGGUCCAGAGCAGCUUGAGAUGUCAAUGAUAAGGACACUGGAGAACGCCGAUCCAUAUAAGUUAGACUUCUUGACGCUGGAGAACAGUCCAGAGCUACUCAACCGGAAAAUUUUUCAGGGGAAUGAAUGCCCAAAGCACUUGCAAGAUUAUGAGACCAGAAUUGCUGAGAAGUGUGCUGGAUUGCUUUUGGCGUUAGUUGCUAUCGCAGGUAUCAUUGUGAAUGAUCCUGAGAGCAAUGACCUAUGGAGCAAUGUGGUGCACAGUGUUAAAGACUACAUUUCUAGGGAAAUUGAGGAAACUAGCAAGGUCAUAGAGCUUAUGUUUAAGCACUGGCCGAACAAGUUAAAGUUGUGCUUUCUUUGUCUUGGACUGUUCCGCGAAGACUUUGAGAUUCCAACGUGGAAGUUGAUACGCCUAUUAAUCGCUGAAGGGCUUAUAAAACAAGAGCGAUACUUGAACAUGGAGUAUGUUGCCUUCAAAGGAGUGCACUGGAAGGCAAAUUCUUUCAGCUUGAGAACCUCUAGAUAUUCCAGCUUACCUAAUGUGGACAUUUCUUUCCAGUCCAGAAAAGUUUUGAGCAGUGUGAGCUUCGUUAACUUUUGGGGAAAGCUUCUCUCCGGAGGAAGCCUGUACAAUUGGGCAUUCACAUCAUCAUUCAGCAAUUUCAGAUUUCCAAGAAACUCUAACUUGCUGAGAUAG
Molecule: messenger RNA, 1293 nt
Organism: Oldenlandia corymbosa var. corymbosa
Lineage: Eukaryota; Viridiplantae; Streptophyta; Magnoliopsida; Gentianales; Rubiaceae
Source: the annotation of a GenBank genome assembly